Messenger RNA from Oncorhynchus kisutch (coho salmon), 4583 nucleotides. Its product is annotated as fibroblast growth factor receptor 1-A. Lineage: Eukaryota; Metazoa; Chordata; Actinopteri; Salmoniformes; Salmonidae. Gene Ontology annotation, cellular component: signaling receptor complex; plasma membrane. Gene Ontology annotation, biological process: positive regulation of cell differentiation; multicellular organism development; protein phosphorylation. The record is from RefSeq and is a predicted model, not a curated record. The transcript has 17 exons. The coding region runs from base 653 to 2905 and encodes 750 amino acids. Gene Ontology annotation, molecular function: ATP binding; fibroblast growth factor receptor activity; fibroblast growth factor binding.
AGAGAGCUGGAAUUCGCCGCUCGGAAAUACAUUCAAUGACCUAACGUUAUAAUGUUGCCAGACAAUUCGCCUCGCAAAUAGAUCUAUGCGGGUUGCAGUAUUCUGCAAAUGUUUUCCCCGAUAGUUGCAAGACAAUACAGAAGAUGGUCGAAGUUUCCACAUGUUUUCUCCAAGAAUAGGAACGUAUUGAGUAAAGUCAAAUGCCUUGAGAUUUGCUGCUGUUCGAGACAUCUUUACUGAAACCGGUCGAAAACUUUAGGCUACGUGUGAGGUAUUUGUGCUGAACGUGUUUUUAUACCUCUUCUCUCGGAAGAUAGAGACCGCUCCAUUGCUACUCCGAAAUCAAUGGCCAUUAAGGUUACUCGAAGCUUCACCGCGCCACUGCGUUUGAACUCUGGAAAAACACCGCAUUGUUUACGAGAGUUGUGACUUUAAGGUUUAAAAGACAUCGAUCGAAUCGGACAUUGAAUUACUUUCUUUUAGACGUCUAACCUACCUUCGAGGGGAGUUGCACAAGGAUCCGAAAUUCAGUUCCCCACCUGAAGAGUUGAUGGUUGUAGGCUGAUACAUUUAAGCACCCUCUUCAGCCUGCCCUGUACCAGUAGCCCCUACCAUUCCAGUACUGUACCAGUUAACCUAUACCAGUGCCAGUAUGUUGUUGUCCCGCUCAUCUCUGCUGCUCCUUUGGUCACUGCUGUUUCUACUGAUUUACUCUCCCCUGACCCAGUCCAGACCAGCUGCUGCCCACGUCAGCGACACAGCUGACAUGCUGGCAUCUUCUGAGGACGAAGAUGAUGAUGAUGAGUCUUCUUCAGAGGAAAAUAAACUAUCCAACAAUCAGAAUCUCCAAUUGAUGGCUCCUCAGUGGGCGACUCCAGACAAGAUGGAGAAGAGGCUCCAUGCCGUUCCUGCCAGUAAGACUGUUAAAUUUCGUUGCCAGGCGACUGGUAAUCCCACACCAACUUUGCGGUGGUACAGGAAUGGGAAAGAGUUCAGGAAAGACCAGCGCAUUGGAGGCUUCAAGCUCCGGGACCACAUGUGGACAAUAAUAAUGGAGUCAGUGGUUCCGUCUGAUAAAGGCAACUACACCUGUCUGGUGGAGAACAAGCACGGCAGCCUCACACACACCUACCAGCUGGACGUAGUGGAACGUUCCCCUCACAGGCCCAUCCUCCAGGCAGGCCUGCCAGCUAAUCGUACGGCCAUGGUUGGUAGCGACGUGGAGUUUGUCUGUCGAGUGUUCAGCGACCCUCAGCCCCACAUCCAGUGGCUCAAACGCAUCACCAUUAAUGGCAGCAGAGUGGGACCAGACGGACUGCCUUACGUACGCGCACUGAAGACUGCAGGGUUUAACACCACAGACAGGGAGAUGGAGGUCUUUACUCUGAGGAACGUGUCUGUGGAGGAUGAAGGAGAGUACACCUGUCUGGCAGGAAACUCUAUAGGAGUCUCUCACCACUCUGCCUGGCUCAGUGUGAUCAAAGAUCUGCCCCCCUCCCCUGUACCAUCUCAGGCCUACCUGGAGAUCUUCAUCUACUGCGUCGGUUUCUUCAUCAUCAUGUUCAUGGUCGCCAUAGUGACCGCCUGCCGACUACGCUGCUCCCCGAAGAAGAGCGACUUCAGCAGCCAGCUGGCUGUUCACAAACUGGCCAAGAGCAUUCCCCUACACAGACAGGUGUCAGUAGACUCCUCCUCCUCUCUACAGUCGGGGGUGUGUCUGGUCAGGCCGUACCGCCUUUCCAGUGGAGCCACGCCCACCCUGGUUGGCGUGUCAGUGUAUGAGCUGCCCGCAGACCCACUCUGGGAGCUGUCACGAGACAGGCUGUCUCUGGGGAAGCCACUGGGUGAAGGUUGUUUUGGUCAGGUUGUGCUAGCAGAGGCUGCAGGUCUGGACAGAGAAAAACCCUCUCGUCUCACCAAGGUUGCCGUCAAGAUGCUCAAAGCGGACGCCACAGAGAAGGACCUGAGUGAUCUGAUCGCUGAAAUGGAGAUGAUGAAGAUGAUCGGGAAACACAAAAACAUCAUCAACCUGCUGGGAGCCUGCACACAGGAUGGCCCUCUCUACGUGGUGGUAGAGUAUGCAUCUCAGGGCAACCUGAGGGAGUACCUGCGUUGUCGGAGGCCUGUGGAUCUGGAGUACUGGUCUGGGCCAACCCAGGCCCCCCUGGACAGCGUAGAGGUCAGGGAGCUGGUGUCUGCUGCCUACCAGGUGGCCAGGGGCAUGGCAUACCUCGCCUUACAGAAGUGUAUCCACAGAGACCUAGCAGCCAGGAACGUGUUGGUGACAGAGGACAAUGUGAUGAAGAUAGCAGACUUUGGUUUGGCCAGAGACAUCCACCACAUAGACUACUACAAGAAGACCACCAAUGGUCGUCUGCCAGUGAAGUGGAUGGCUCCAGAGGCUCUGUUCGACCGCAUCUACACACACCAGAGUGACGUGUGGUCGUUUGGGGUGUUGCUGUGGGAGAUCUUCACUCUAGGAGGAUCUCCCUACCCAGGGGUCCCUGUAGAGGAGCUGUUCAAACUGCUGAAGGAGGGACAUCGUAUGGACAGGCCAGCCGCCUGCACAGAGGAGCUGUAUAUCAUGAUGAGAGACUGCUGGCACGCUGUUCCAUCUCGCAGACCAACCUUCCAACAGCUGGUAGAGGAUCUGGACCGCACACUCUCCCUCAUGACCAACCAGGAGUAUUUGAAUCUUUCCAUCCCUGUGGUCCAGUAUUCUCCAUUGGGUCCAGACACCAGCAGCUCCUCUGACUCUGUCUUCUCCAGGGAGACGACUUACGGAGCAGAGUACUCUCCCCUGAGCCCAUCCUGGACCUCCACCCAGCACACCCCCUCUAGGACCCCCUCUCAUACCUCCACCCUGGCCUACGCACACCACAAACCUUCCACAACCCCGUCUUGAACCUCCAUCCUAGCCUACGGUCACCACAGCAUCUACCCUGACGUACACCCGCGGACACAGCCUACGCUGAUCUAAAAACACUGCCCCGCCCGUACACCUUAACCUAUCCACCUCCCUCUUUAUCCACAGAUAAAGACAAUGGAAAAGACAGACACAUGGACGGUUAUAACAGAGUCAUAAGACAUGAAAUAGAGUUUGCACAAAAAUGGACUUCUCUCCUCCUCCCCAGGACUAUACUGAACUAUUAAAGGGAUAGUUCACCCAAAUGAAACAUUGGGAAAGGGGGAUACCUAGGCAGUUGUCCAACUGAAUGCCUUCAACUGAAAUGUGUCUUCCGCAUUUAACCCAACCCCUCUGAAUCGGAGAGGUGCGGGGGAUGACUUAAUCGACAUCCACGGCGCCCAGGGAACAGGAACCAACUGCCUUGCUCAGGGGCAGAACGGCAGAUUUGUACCUUGUCAGCUCGGGAUUCAAUCUAGCAACCUUCUGGUUACUGGCCCAACGCUCUAACCACUAGGCUACCUGGAGGUUUUCUUAAACUGUAAGCAAGGUAUGAGACAAUGUAUGAGAGCAAUCCAUGCUUUGGUUUAUUUUCCCUGGCACUAACAUUUUAGUAUUUGUGACACAUAUCCCAUUCAAGUCAUGGGACUGAUGUUAGCAUUUGUCACCCAUGGACAAAACAUCUAAGUGACUUUGUUGAGCUUCACAAUCAAUUUAAAAUACUUUUGGAUAAUUUGGACAUAAUGUGCAAAAAAGUAUAAUAUCGGUUCCAUGACUUGAAUUGGAUCUGUGCCACAAAUGCUAAAACAGUGCAAGGGAAACUAAACCAAUGCAUUGAUUGCUGUCAUACAUUGUCCAUAGACUGCAUACAGGGCCAUAGACUGCAUACACGGUCAUAGACUGCAUACACGGUCAUAGACUGCAUACAGGGCCAUAGACUGCAUACAGGGUCAUAGACUGCAUACAGGGCCAUAGACUGCAUACAGGGCCAUAGACUGCAUACAGGGCCAUAGACUGCAUACAGGGCCAUAGACUGCAUACAGGGCCAUAGACUGCAUACAGGGCAAGGAAACCAAUGUGUAUUUUUAUUUGGGUGAACUAUCCCUUUAAUGUAGGGAGACUCUCCCAGGAGCAAGAGGAGGAGGAAGAUAAGGCUGCUACACAUUAUUGAUCUUCAUCGCCAUAUUAUGAAACAAACUGCUGCUUUGCUGAGCAAACCAUACAGGAUAUAAAAAGGAAAUUGAUAAAGGAAAAAUAAUGUUCUUUUGUAAAUACAGUAUAUUCCGAAUUGUUAAUAUGAAUACAUAUUUCCAGUAUUUUUAUUUUGUACAUGGGAGCUUGUUUUUAUCCCUGUCAUUGAAAUGACAUCGAAGAGAGGUGUGGAUAUGAUGCUAUGUGUUAGAAUCAAAGGAAAGAAGUGGCUAUGAUACUAUGUGUUUUAAUAAGCUACUAUAGCAGCAGUGUUAGUCAGUCAGGGCUUGCCUUCAGUAUCACUCUCUUGUCUGGAGUCUAUGGACACUACAGUGUUAUGUUGAGGUUAAUGAUAAUGUAAAUGAUAAUGCCAUGGUUUUAAAACAGUGGCAAAUUCACUUAUCUCCAAUGGAAGUCUACCUGCCUUUACAGAGAAUGCCUUUAUUAAAGGUAUUGUAAUAAAGAAAAUGGCAUUACAAAACUUCAA